UUCUUUGUGAUGAGUAGAAUGUUACAUUUUGCAUUAUCUUGUUCAUAAAUAACAUCGAACUACUUACUUUGCAUAGAAUUCGGGCAUGGUCCAUAAGCGCAAACAUCAGGGGUGCCACGAGCGAAAGCUGACACUUUGAAUUUGAUGCGGGAUCCGAAGCCAUGGGGUAUGAUUUCUAUAAGCGCCCUCAGACAAGGUCUGCAGUAUGCAUGGGGUUGAUGGACAACGGGCAGCCUUCCACGACUUUCCUCGUCUUGUCUUUUUCCUCUCUCCCUCCAACCAUUCUUCUUUGUAAAAAUAAUCGCGAAGCCAGCAAUGCCCCGCGAUAAGUUCUAUCUUUGUGCAUCUACUGCGCAUUUGUCUAGCGACAUUGGAAGUACAUGACAUAUACAUUUCAAAAAAUAUCUUACACCCUGAAGCAUCGUCACCAUCCCAGACUCUGCUCACCAAAGACUUUAAAGUGCCGGUAUUGGCUCCUGUGCUGAAGCUCCCGCCCCUGACAUUAUCCAUUCUUUCCAAAAAGGCUGUGCAGGGCUGUAGGGAUACAUCUUUCUUCGUUUCCAAUUUGAGGAUAAUCAUCAUGUCGAGCCUAAAAGAUAUCAUGGACGUAGAUGUGGAGCCUCUUGAAUCUCAAGCCUAUAGAAGGAAGGAGGCCGCUCAACAACAAGCUUCUCGACCAUCCAUUGAUCCUUCAUCUCAAAGUCCCUCUCCUCAGCUUGAUGAUACUAAAGGGAAACUAUCUAUGAACCAUCGAAGAUCAAAUCGAGUUUCAAAGUCGUCCACUCAAGCUACAACAUCGCGGCCCAAUUCAUCACGGCGGCGUAGUAGCGGUGCUGGAGAAGCCAUGGACUUUUCGGCCUAUCAAGGUGGCGGAUCAAACCAAAGAAGCAUAUCGGGUAGUCCCUCACAAACAUGUUCGAGAGGGGGAAUGGAACCAAUGGCAGAUAUAGUGCCUAUCAAAUACACACCCGUGACUGGACGUAUUAGCAGAGCAAAGAAGGGUAUACCAGUUCAUACAUGCGACGACUGUAGGAAGACAUUUACCAGGGCGGAGCAUCUCAGUAAUUUUGGUUGGAAUGGACGCUUAGGAAAGAAGAAUAUGGACCAAUUUUUGAUUUUUUUCAAUUACAGGAGACACAAACUCAGUCAUGGUAAACCCGCCUAUCCGUGUACUUUUGAAGACUGCGAGAGAACAUUUCAUCGCCCGGACUUACUUGCACGUCAUCUCAAUCGACACGAGACACAAGGCGAGAAGGCGUACAAAUCCAGUGACCCAAGAAGCAGAGCCUCCUCGAGCGCAUCGGAGAGUGCUCCUGUAAAGUUAGAACCCACAUCUCACGGGAUCUCGAUGGCCCUGGGUCAGAUAUCUUCAGAAAAUCCAACAACACCUAGAAUUUCAGCGGGAACGGAUCAAUCUGCCCUAGCUCCGACUUUCAACACAAUGACGGGGAAUUUUCAACCUGUUGACUUUUCAUCGGGAAGCUCUCAUAGAGGGUCGGUCAGUCAAGCUCAAGUGACCGAUGUGGAAGUGUACACUACAGCAUCACCUGGUUCGGUCCCAUCUAGGACAUUCGCUGAGAUGACCCCGAACUAUAAUGUACGACCCAUGCCAGACUUUUCCGAGCAAGACCCUUAUCGGGCAACGAACUCCAGCUUCCAAGGGUUAUAUACCCAGGAAGUGUCCUCAUUUCAUUCCUAUAGCCCCCCUCAUGCUCUACCACUUCUACGUAUUCCGGAAGAACCUUAUAUGCCAAGUUUAUCUUACACGCACGACAACUCACCCUGGUGUUCAUCGGCUUCCGAUAGCACAUAUUCAGAGAGCUCACGCACGGGGAGAAUAGCGCACAGAGGUCGAUCUGGAUCGUUAGUCGCAGCAUCUGAAUGGCCUGUUCCAGUUCCUAAUGCGCAGUGGUCCCAUGGUAUGGCUAAUACAACCCAAGACCUUAGAAGCCCGCCUUACGAAACAAUGAUGGAAGCUUAUGAUGCACCUUACACACCCCCUAGAAUGUCACCGCCAUCUCGUCAGUUGCUUGAUGUGCCUGCUUAUGAUUUGGGGGGAUAUUAUAUGGAAUCAGUGGGUAAUCCUCACACCUCAACAUAUAAUAAACACUUGGCUCAGACUUUUCUUUCAGCGUCCCCUUCGAGAUUAUCCGACCCCCGAUUGGCAGUCCUUGAUAGAAGAUCGAAGGAGUUGGUGGGAUCCCAGCAAUUAGAUACACUAACGAACAUCGAAACGGUCAUCUCAUCUCCUUCCCAGUCCGCAACCUCUAACCUCGAUACCUAUCUUUCUUUAUAUUGGAACUAUUUCGACAAAUUGUUCCCUAUGAUUCACCGAGGAACAUACAUACAAAACCAAAACUUAGCACUCACCUUCGCAAUGGCUGCCAUUGGCACUCAGUACCAUACAAAUCCCGAAGCACGAAAUCACGGCGUCGAAUUCAACACUUACUGUACUAACAUAAUUCCUGUGGUUUUUGAAUGGUCAAUACAAAUAAUGCAAGCAAUAUUACUUACAGAGAUAUUUACUCGUUUCCGUGGUACAAAGACCACGGUUCGCUCAUCUCGCCAGUUCGAAGAGUUAUACAAUAGACUCUCGAACCCUUCACCAACUUCCGAUACAAACACUACUCCUACCACUACAAGCAUUUCUAAUGCUCUAUCUCAUCAAUUCAAUACACGAACUAGAUCUCAAGACAUACAAAGCAAUUGGUUGCUUUGGGUCGACACUGAGUCGCGACAACGUCUGCUAUGUCUCUGCUUUAUUUUCGAUGUCAAACAAGCCAUGUACCACCAAAAAAAGCGAGCCAGACCAUAUCUUGAUCUCAACAUACUAUACACACCCUGCUCGGAAGUUCUAUGGGAUCCAACUAAUGCAGCUGACUGGGCUACCAACAAGACAGGGAGCAAUGCAGGGCAACCACUCAACGUCAUGCAACAUCAGUACACCCAAGAGAACCGUGCCGAGCCUUCACAUUUUGCUCAGUCACUCAACGUGUGUUUCUUGACAUCUCAACUUCCCAACCGUGUCGAUCCUAACCAUCACUAUCCAAACGAUUAUCAAAUACACGAUAUAUAUCCCACAAUACUCGAACUUGUAACAUUAUCUCCAGCAUCUUCAAUGGCAUAUAGUUUUAUCGCGUUAUACCAUACGCCACUCCGUGACCUUUUGGCUGUGAGCGGGGAUACCUGGGUAUUCUCUCAAAAAAUCACAAAUCAAACCCAUUUUCGCGAAGCACAGGCACGUCUGAAAACUUGGUCAUCGUCUCUAGCAGCAGCCACCGCCACACAUUAUGCUUGUCGCAUCUUACUCUCCGAGUUUUCAGCACCACACAUCCCAUCUUCCAAUAAUAACACAACGCAACAUUCUCCGGACCUUUCUCACUAUUGGUCUUUGAAUAUCGCCGCGUUGAUCUGCUGGGCAUUUGGACACCGAAUCAGCGGAAACAGCGAUACUGUUACAGCUCUAGACUUCGACACUUCUCCCGAAGCUUCGGAGGAUGUACGACUUAAAGCUCUCGUGUAUCUCAGUUCUAUGGUCGAGCUAGAUGUCAAAGAUCUCCUGAAUAGCAAGGCGACUAUGCGGGGACAGACCUCUUUUGUUGUCGAUGCAGUGCGCGCACGACUAGAGAUCGAUAGUGUUGGAGGCCACUGCAUGAGUCUCGUUGAUUCCAUUUGUGUCUUGAAGCGUCUUAAUGAGAGCGGAAGAGGGAAGUGGUUCUAAGUCUCUUUUUCUUAUCCUUCCUGUUUUCAUUCAUUUCCUUUUGAUCAUUUCCUUCAUCUUCAACUUCACCUUUCAAUUUCUUUCCUAGAUCAAUUCUUUUGAAUUGACCUUGUGCGAUAAGUUUUUUUUUGUACUUCUUCACUUCCUAACUGAAGAAGCGGAUUGGCAUAUGAUAUGCCUCAAGUAAUGAUGUAUUUUCUUUUCAAAUUUCCCAAUGUCUGGUUUCCUCCUAUACACGUUGUCAUCUUUUUCAUCUGCGGGGGGAUAUCCAUUUCUUUACAUGUUGUCACGCUGUACGAGUACAUCUCUUCAUCUGUAUUACCACCUACCUGUCUGUGUCUUUUAUUUCCUUCCUAUAUCAUUAUUUCCAUUUCCAUUUCUACAUUUCUCUCAUGAUUCCUUUCACUUUUUCGAGUUUUUAUUUUACCUCUCUGCAUAUGAUUGAUGUUAAUGAAUAAAAUGCAAAUCGUGAUAUAUCAUAUGAUAUCUAAUUGAUAUGAUAGUGUUAUAAUCGAGGGGUUUAAGGAGGUUUGGCUGAUGGGACGGAUCGCACUACAUACACAUACACAUACACAUACACAUACAC
Messenger RNA from Botrytis porri, 4307 nucleotides. RefSeq lists its product as uncharacterized. The coding region runs from base 581 to 3721 and encodes 1046 amino acids. Gene Ontology annotation, biological process: regulation of transcription by RNA polymerase II; DNA-templated transcription. Gene Ontology annotation, molecular function: RNA polymerase II cis-regulatory region sequence-specific DNA binding; zinc ion binding; DNA-binding transcription factor activity, RNA polymerase II-specific. Lineage: Eukaryota; Fungi; Ascomycota; Leotiomycetes; Helotiales; Sclerotiniaceae. Gene Ontology annotation, cellular component: chromatin. The transcript has 7 exons. The record is from RefSeq and is a predicted model, not a curated record.